AUGGACCAGCUCGUCAGCCUCGCCAGGCGCAACAACGCGCUCGACCUCAACCCCACGGUGGCCCAGAUCGACAUCACCACCAAUGGCUCUAGCUGGCUGUGGGCCGUCUUUUCGGUCAUGGCCGCCACCGGCCUCGGCUGCAUGGUCUGGGGCAUGAAGAUGAGCCGCGGCGAGCGCACCUUCCACUACCUCAGCGCCGCCAUCCUGGCCACGGCGUCGAUUGCCUACUUUUCCAUGGCCUCGGACCUCGGCGCCACGCCGAUCCGCGUCGAGUUCCUCAACGGAGCCUUUGUCGGCGGCGACGGCCUCUACCCGACGCGCUCCAUCUGGUACGCGCGUUACAUUGACUGGACCAUCACGACGCCGCUGCUGCUCCUCGAGCUCCUCCUCGUCUCGGGACUGCCCCUCUCGACGAUUUUCGUCACCAUCUUCUUUGACCUGGUCAUGAUCAUCACGGGCCUCAUUGGCGCGCUGGUGCAGAGCCGGUACAAGUGGGGCUUCUUCACCUUUGGCUGCGUCGCCAUGUUCUACGUCUUCUGGGUCAUCUGGGUGCCCGGCCUCAAGUCGGCGAGCCACCUGGGCGCCGAGUUCAAGAAGUCGUACCUCACCUCGGCCGCCAUCCUCUGCGGCCUGUGGUUCCUCUACCCCAUCGCCUGGGGCCUGGCCGACGGCAGCAACCAGAUCUCGCCCGACGGCGAAAUGGUCUUCUACGGCGUCCUCGACCUGCUCGCCAAGCCCGUCUUUGCAAUGGUCCACCUCUUCUCGCUGCGCAAGUGCGACUACUCGUCGCUCCACCUGCGCUCGGGCAAGUUUUCGGACUACGACACCGACUUUGCCGGCCCCACGCCCCGCUCCGUCGAGGACGCAAAGCGGAUGGAGGCCCGCGGUCACCACACCGGCGUCCUGCCCAACUCGACCAACGCCCCCGCCAACACCACCACCACCGGUGCCGGCGCCACCACCACGGGCACCAACGACCCGCACGGCAUCAUCGGCCACGACAACUUCAACAACGUCAACACCAACGCCGGCAACCCGGGCAUCGAGCCCGCCCCGGCCAUGAGGCAGACCAACGCCACCCAGUAA
Molecule: messenger RNA, 1086 nt
Organism: Pseudozyma flocculosa PF-1
Lineage: Eukaryota; Fungi; Basidiomycota; Ustilaginomycetes; Ustilaginales; Ustilaginaceae
Exons: 1
Coding region: 1-1086 (361 amino acids)
Biological process (GO): monoatomic ion transport
Cellular component (GO): endoplasmic reticulum; plasma membrane
Molecular function (GO): monoatomic ion channel activity
Source: RefSeq, a predicted model, not a curated record